Molecule: messenger RNA, 7226 nt
Organism: Pseudopipra pipra
Lineage: Eukaryota; Metazoa; Chordata; Aves; Passeriformes; Pipridae
Gene: KLHL29
Product: kelch like family member 29
Exons: 15
Coding region: 289-2934 (881 amino acids)
Molecular function (GO): protein binding
Source: RefSeq, a predicted model, not a curated record
GCUCUGCGUUAACGGCGGGGGCUGCGAUGCACAAGCCGCCGCCACCGCCUCCUCCUCUUCCUCCUCCUCCUCCCGCCGCCGCCGCGCAUCCUCCCGCCGCCUGAGGACGCGGCCGUCUGCGCCCCCGCGGAGGGAGGUAAUCUGGCUUCCCAGAAAUCUUCUGCUAAAUGCAAGGGUUCGCUGUCCUGUUUACUGACUGUUACACCUGAGGCUGAUUUUGAUACAGAUUGUGGAUAUCGCAGGGCAAGCUCUCGAGUUCCCUUUGAGACAAAGCUGCCCUCCACCGAGAUGUCACGGCACCACAGCCGGUUCGAAAGAGAUUACCGUGCCGGGUGGGAUCGCCGGGAUUGGAGCUCCAAUGGCAACCAUGUCAGCAGCACCAACUGCAGCAGCGCUGCCAGCACCAACAGCAGCACCCGCCCAGGGCUGCUGCCCCUGCCCAUCGUCCCCUCCCGGCUCCCCACCCCGGCCACUGCCGCCUGCACCACCGGCAACAGCGACGUCAUCACCAGCCUGGUGGCCAACUCCUCGCCAGCUUCAACUACCAAAUGUCGUGCGCUGAUGUCCCUGGUGUCCUGGAGCAGCAAGUGUCGCAGCCGGGACCUUGGUUCGAUACCUCAGCUCCGUUCCCUGAUGUUCUCGCUGAGAAACGAAGGCAGCUGGACACCUUGCAUUUCCAAGACUGAAAAUCAGCCUCAAGGACUUGCAACGAGCGUCAGGUGGGGACAGACACCCAUCAAUCAGUCCACGCCCUGGGACACUGAUGAACCUCCAUCUAAACAGAUGAGGGAGAAUGAAAACCCAGGUGCAGCUCCCUGGGUCACCACAGUGGCAGCGGGCAGCCAGCCUGCCCUGAUCACGCACUCCUACGGGAUGACACAGCCGCCCACCUUCAGCCCUGCCGCCAACGUCCAGGCCCCCGUCAUCGGUGUCACGCCCUCCCUCCCUCCGCACGUCACCCCCCAGCUCCCGCUGAUGCCAGCCCACUACCAGCUCCAGCCUCAGCCCUCCCAGCCCCUCAGCAACAUGGUGGUCAACCUCCAGAGCCAGCCCUUGUACACCAACAGCCAGCCCCUCAGCAUGUCCUCCAUGAGCGGCGUGGGCCCGGUGGCCCACCCGGGCCCCGGAGCAGUGGGCAAUGGCCACCUGGCCUGCCCCAUGCUGCCGCCACCACCGCCAGCCCUGCCCUCGGCCGCCCUGCCCAGCACCGCACCCGCCACCAAUGGGCAGGCAGCCGCCCCGCUGCCCCCCAGCGCGGCGGCGGGCGGCCCGGACAACACCAACGGGGUGCAGAUGCUGCGGACAAUCGGCGUGGGGAAGUACGAGUUCACGGACCCCUGGCAUCCCAAAGAAAUGUUGAAGGAGUUGAACCAGCAACGCAGAGCGAAAGAGUUUACAGACCUGAAAAUUAUUGUUGAAGGCAAAGAGUUUGAAGUCCACCAAAAUGUUCUAGCUUCCUGCAGCUUGUAUUUCAAGGACCUGAUUAAAAGGUCACCACGGGACAGUAGCAGAAGCGGGGAGAAGCUGGAAUUGGCCAUGUCCAACCUCACUGCGGAUGUCCUGGAGUUACUCCUGGAGUUUGUUUAUACAGGUUCUUUGAUCAUAGAUUCAGCCAAUGCAAAAACCCUUCUGGAAGCUGCCAGCAAGUUCCAGUUUCAUACCUUCUGUAAAGUCUGCGUUUCCUUUCUAGAAAAACAGCUGACUGCUAGCAACUGCUUAGGAAUAUUAGCCAUGGCUGAAGCCAUGCAGUGCACUGAACUAUACAACAUGGCCAAAGCUUAUGCCCUGCAAAUUUUCCCCGAGGUGGCAAACCAAGAAGAGAUCCUUAAUAUCUCAAAAGACGACUUUAUUUCCUACAUGUCCAAUGACAGCCUGAACACCAAAGCAGAGGAGCUGGUGUACGAAACAGUGAUAAAGUGGAUUAAGAAGGACGCCGCAAUCAGAGCUCAGUACGCUGCGGAGCUGCUGGCAGUGGUGCGCCUCCCCUUCAUCCAUCCCAGCUAUCUGCUGAACGUUGUUGACAAUGAGGAGUUGAUAAAGUCCUCGGAGGCUUGCCGGGAUCUGGUGAACGAAGCCAAGCGUUAUCACAUGCUGCCACACGCCCGACAAGAGAUGCAGACGCCGAGGACCCGGCCCAGGCUCUCUGCAGGUGUAGCUGAGGUAAUAGUCUUAGUUGGGGGUCGCCAGAUGAUUGGCAUGAAUCAACGUGCUUUAACAGCAGUGACUUGCUUAAAUCCUCAAAACAACAAGUGGUACCCAUUGGCCAGCCUGCCCUUCUAUGAUCGAGAGUUUUUCAGCGUGGUCAGCGCUGGGGACAACAUCUAUCUCUCAGGCGGCAUGGAGUCGGGUGUCACGCUCGCUGAUGUCUGGUGUUACAUGUCCCUGCUCGAUAACUGGAACCUCGUGUCCCGCAUGACAGUCCCAAGGUGUCGACAUAACAGUCUGGUGUACGAUGGGAAAAUUUAUACCAUUGGAGGGGUCGGUGUGGCAGGCAACGUUGACCAUGUGGAAAGGUAUGACACGAUAACCAACCAGUGGGAGACCAUCGCUCCUCUGCCCAAGGCCGUCCACUCAGCCGCCGCCACCGUCUGUGGUGGGAAGAUCUACGUCUUCGGAGGGGUGAACGAAGCCGGGCGAGCUGCGGGGGUCCUGCAAUCCUACAUCCCUCAGACCAACUCCUGGAGCUUUAUAGAGUCUCCGAUGAUUGAUAACAAAUAUGCUCCUGCAGUCACUCUCAAUGGGUUCAUCUUUAUUCUUGGAGGAGCUUAUGCACGAGCAACCACCAUCUAUGACCCAGAGAAAGGCAAUAUUAAAGCAGGUCCCAACAUGAACCACUCCAGGCAGUUCUGCAGGAUGCAGGCAGCGUACAAACAGGCUUGUGCUACAGAGAGCCUCCACGGGGCAACAGCGGCAGCAUGGUGGUGCCAGCAAUAAUUCCAGAGAAGCUAAUUUAGUACCAGCAAUUCCCAACAGACACCAGAAAAGCAUUUUCUUUCUCCUCCUCUGACUGCUAACCAGUAAGAUUUAUUAGAUGGUUCUGCCGAAUGGAAAUCUUUAAUAAAACUUUGACUCAGGCUGAACAGCACAAAACCAGGGUCAGUUUGUGGAUUAUUUCCUCCCCCCCUCUUUUUUUCAAAUAAGGCCUUGUUCUUGAACACCAAAGCCUGGUGCCUCCUGUGCUGAACUGCCAGGCAUUGCUAAUGUAUAGCACCAGCCACAGCCUCCCCCAGCUGGCUCCUUUCCUCGUUGCUAAGUUCCUGGUAACUCCAGGCACUGGAAGGAGUUAGAGCACAGCUUGUUUGGAUGGAUAUUCCCAGGUGAAGCUAUUACAGAGCAGGGUUCCUUAAUGGCUGCUUGCUUCCGGAGCCUGCAGACACGGUCUGAACAUGGUCUGUUCAGCCAGCAGCAUUUGCAGCUGGUCUGGAAGGGAAAACCAAAAUCUUCCAGCAUACCUGGAAGGAGAUGUGUGUGUGGGACUGCACUCCACAGACAGCAGAUGAGAACUGCAGCGCCAGACUACUGGCAAUAAUUUCUGUAGGAGCUGAUGACUGAAGGAUUUUGGUGGGCGUUAAAGCAUAAAUGAUACAGACAGAGCACUUGGGGCCAUUACUGAUGUGUUGUGGACUUUGGAAUAAAACACUGCUGGUUUUCAGCAACAAGUAACGAUGCCACGUGAUGGUUUUGGAUCAUUAGCAAGGGAAAGUGCUCACAGAGUAGGGGAGAACGUAACUGGAGCUUGGCCAAAACACCCACUCUAAUAAUCCUGCUCCAAGAAGGGGCAUGAUAUCCUCCUAAUUGACCGUGACUAAUCUGGACCCUCAUUUAUCUGUCUCAUUGUAAAGAUGACACCUCUGGCAGCACAACACGGCCACCCGAGCUCAGCCUUCUCAGACAUAACAACCUGGCUGCCACCCCGGCUGCUAAACAGCCCCAGAGCCUGUCAGCACAGCCACCAGCUCAGGACACUUUGGCACCUGACCCCUUCCACCCACAGAGACACCAGCAAUGCCUUUUGUUUCGGCACCACAAACCACCGUGCAGGUGCCCUGAAAAGGUCCCCGGUUUAAACAAAAGCUUAAGGAGCACCUGCAGCUCUGCCUAACACUGCAGAGAGCCAGGUCCCACAGGGGCUGGUACCCUGGAGGGUUCCCUCAUCCUAAGGCCUGCUCCACCCAGUUGAUGAGCAUCAUAGAAUCACAGAACAUCCUGAGUUGGAAGGGACCCACAAGGAUCAUCAAGUCCAACUCCUGACCCUGCACAAGACAACCCCAAGGAUCACACCAGUAUCGUUCAGUUCGACCUCCAGUAAAGUCCUCCUGUAAUCUUAGGGCAGGAAGGAAAUUCACCCACUAAUAAAUGCAGGCAUUUUGUUUUUUUUUUUUUACUUCUUUUAAGCAGAUCUUGCGUCUACCUAACUGAUAAUGUUUAGUAAUACUUACAGAACUGUUCCAAAUAAAUGUGUGCUUAUGCACACAAAGCCAGGAGUGAGGAGGAACAAGAGCAUUGUUUGAGGCCCCAGAAGAUACUAAGUUUCAGGAAGUCAAUACAACAUAGUAAUUCAGCCAUUCCAGUUUUUUUACAGUUCCAGACAUUACAAGAAAGGAUUUUUUUUUUUUAAUUUUUUUUAACUUUUCCUGAUAAGGCUGAUCUUUAGGACUCAGCAGGAAAUUCUAAAACAAUAACAAACAAAAUUGAAAAACAUUUCUGGUAGUCCCACUGCUUGGUGCUAUAUCCAGCCAUCAUGACUGGGAGAGGGAAGUCCUGGAGCAAGAGCGCUCAGGCACUCAUCUCUCAAACACUAAAGAAAAAAAGGUACUGAUAUCCUCUGCUUUGGGUUGCUUCGAAAUUACUGCCCAUCAGGAGACUUUCAUCAUCCCACUGUACUCAGCACUUGUCAGGCUGCACGAGAACCACUGUGUCCACUUCUGGUCCCCAUAGUUCAAAAAAACCAGACAGACUGGAGGGGGUCCAAAGGAGGGUCACGAAGAUGAUCAAAGGGUGAGAAGAGCCCACCUGAUGAGGAAAAGCUCAAGGAGUUGGGUCUUUUCUUCCUGGAGAGGAUAAGGCUUAGGGGGAACAGAGUAUUCCAGCACUUAAAGGGUGGCUACAAGGAGGGACAGAAGCUCUUUCUGCACAAGGAGCCAUGGCGAGAAGACAAGGGGCAACAUGUACAAGUUUCAACAGGAAAAGCUACAUCUGGAUAUAAGAAUUUUUUACAGUGAGAUCAAUCAUUCAUUGGAACAACCUCCCCAGGGAUGUGGUGGAGUCCCCCUCACCAAAAGUUUUCAAGAUAUGACUGGACAGCAUGCUAGAUAACCUCAUCUGGCGUCCCUUUCACACAAAAGAUUGGACCAGAUGAUCUUUUAAGGUCCCUUCUAACCUGGCUAUGAUUUUAGUGUUCAUUGAUUUGCUUUGCCCAUCAUGUCCUUUAACAGGCAGCUGUCAGAGAGGAAUCCUCUCUGUUGUUUGCUCAGGUUGGGCAAGGAAUGCAGGGUGGAUAGGCAGGGAAGAGAUGUAAAGGAUGUUUAGAUGUGUAUAAACACACCCAUCAUGGACAGCCAGGUCCCCACCAGCCCUUGGCACACCUCAACCUCAUUGGGAUUUUCCUAGGAGCGUGAUUCAUAGCUCCAUGUGGAGGCUAGCAGAUGGACCAGACCAGCAGUGGCAGUGUCAGGGGAUAGUCACAGUGUGAUCCUGUGAUGCUGUGUGUGGUUUGGGAAAUGAGGGACACCCUGGCACCUCAGGUGAACUGGCCUUGGGGCAGGAGAAGCCUCUCCAGCAAACAGCAGUAAUUACCUGCCAAGUAGAAAGUCAGGUCAUUAGCCUGCAGGGUAAUAAUUUGCUGAAAUGUAUUUUCCUGGAAGGAGUGGCUGAAGUGACCUCCAUUUUGAUACCAAUUACCUUCACCCUGGGAGUUCUGCCAGAAAGGUGGAGGUCUGGCUGUUCCUCAGCUGGGGAAGUCAAUGCCCCAAAGCCACCAGAGGGUUUGUGUCCCCACAGCGAGGCUUUGUGGCACAGAGCUUCCUUCCUUCCUUCCCAGGCUCUGACAGCCUGUAAUCAUUUUAUCUCUCAGGAUUAAUGGCACUGAGCAAUAAACUCGCAUCCUAAUUAUUGUAAUUAUUUCUUUCUUUGUAUGUCAGCCUUGGUAACUAUGUUUUUACAGCUGAUGGGAUGGAAGGGAGGGGAUAAAAGAAAUGUUGUCACAGUAAUGAAGAAAGAGCAAUGAGCAUACUCCUUUCCACUCAACUUUCCUCAAGGUUUUAGAAUCCACUUGAGUUUCCUAUUCCCUAAGGUCCCAGAAAUUAGCAGUGAUUGUCCUAAUACUGCAAAGUAGCAGCAAUCUAGGACUAAAUUCCUAAUAAUCUUAAGCACCUACUUGCCACUUUAGCCCCAAAGAUGACUGAAUGUCUCCAAAGUCCCCUGCACACAUAAGUACCUGCUACAGACCCAGAACUGUCCAUUUCUCCACAGCAGGAGCAGCUCUCCUCAGGCAUGACUCACAAGCUAAGUGUUUUGCCAGUCUCAUCUAUGGGAAUUGCAUAUGGAGGGGGCAGAAGCUCCUCUAAUGACCAUGUAAAAUUCAUACAGUCUUCCAGAGCAUGGAAUUAAGCAUCCAUAUCUUCCCAACAUAUUAGCACUAUGAUGGGAAGCUACAGGACUGAGGUGCUUGUCCCAGCCGCUGGGCAGGAAUUUCUUCCAGUGCUGUAGCCCAGGUGCUGGAGAACAAGAGCAACGUUUCCCCACCCACUGUAACCCCAAAUCCAGAGCAUGGGCUGGGGAGAAACCCGAACCCAGAUCAUUUUGGGAAGGUGUGCUUGACUACUGAGCUGCUCUGUGGUGGCAGCUGCUCUGGCUCAGAGGAGCUGCUACUGAACAUCAGGCAGAAAGGGACCUGGGAGUUUGGAUUGACAGGAAGCUGAACAGGAGCCAGCAGUGUGCCCAGGUGGCCAAGAAGGCCAAUGGCAUCCUGGCCUGUAUCAGGAACAGCGUGGCCAGCAGGACCAGGGAAGUGAUUCUUCCCCUGUACUCAGCACUGGUGAGGCCACACCUGGAGUGCUGUGUCCAGCUCUGGGCCCCUCAGUUCAGGAAGGACAUUGAGGUGCUGGAGCAGGUCCAGAGAAGAGCAACAAGGCUGGUGAAGGGACUCGAGUACAAGUCCUAUGAGGAGAGGCUGAGGGAGCUGGGGAUGUUCAGCCUGGAAAAGAGGAGGCUCAGGGGAGACCUCA